AUGGAGGCCGCCAAGAAGCCUCUUCUGCCAUUGCGUCCGGUGGAUCGUGAGGAGGCACUGGACGCACUGGCAGCUGGAGGGGGCCCCGAGGAUGCUGGUGGCCCGGCCCUUCGCAGAGACAAGCAGGACUCCGACGCCGCCUCGGCCAUUGAGACGCUCUUGAGGAGCCUGGCUGAAGAGCCUUUCGAGGCAGUCUUCGAGGAUCCCUCGUCGACGGCCCCGAGUCUCACAGAUUCUUGUCAGCUGCGGAACCUGGACACUGGUGAGGUUCGACCCUUUGCUCUGGACAACUUGACCCAAAGCUUUGUCGGCUUUCCCUCCGAACCAAGUCGGCUACGCAAAUCCAAGCACUGGCGGCAGUGGUGGUCCGAGAAGAGGCGCAAGGACGAGCGGUUGCUACAAGCUGCUGCUGAAGGCAACAUCUCGAUCAUCCACGAGCUGACGCACCCCAGCGAUGGGGGCCCGCCAGCUGCUGUUCAUUCUCAUUGCAAGUCAGGUGCCUCUUCGGGCAGGGGGCCUCUGCACUUGGCUGUGGCUUCAGGAGUGGUCGAAGCAGUUGAGGCUCUGCUUUCGCAGGGUGCGGACGUGAAUUUCUGCAGCAGGAAGACCCACUUGACUCCCUUGCAUGUGGCCUCAGCCUAUGGAAGUUCCGAGAUGGUCGAACUGCUUCUGGAGGCGAGAGCAGAUGCGAUGUCUAAGACAGAGGACAGGCAGUUGGCCUUGCACUAUGCUGCCGCAAACGCUCACACCGAGGUUGUGACGAUCUUGCUUCAGCAUGAGCGUGACUCGCGUGACCAGGAGGGUCACGAGGGUCACGGCCAAGUUGGUGUUCGCAACGCAUCGGGUCAAAGACCGGUCGAGGCGGCAUCAGACCUCCAGACGCUGUGCCUCUUCCGGGACUUUGAAGCGGAAGGGCGGUGGUUGGGAGGGCUGGGACCGCUGGGAGGGUGCAAGACAUCGAGCCGCCGGAACAGCGCCUCCAGCGAGGCAAGCACGGCUACUGGCAGCAGCUGGAGCUGCGGCGAAGCCACGGACCUGCCUGGGCCGCCUGUGCCCUUGCUCCCGCGGGGCUCCGGCUCGGAAGGCCCGGCAAAAGUCUGCGCAGAUGGCUACGACCGCACGCCUUUGGCGAAUGGCUUCCUUCUUCGCAACGCUCGCACCGACGCAGUGCGCCGUCUGUUGCAGCUGACACGACAACUGGACGAGGCCCAGUCCGAGGAUCGUGAGAAGGACGGCAGGACGUUUAGUGCGAAGUCUUUCAAGGCAGCUUCACCGAAAGACUCACCCGGACGAUCUCCGUCAGCCAGCAGCGGAACAAGCACCCCCAAGAUCCGGACGCCCUUUGCUCGGAUGCGGCAAGGAAGCUCGAGAGUGGAGAAGGUGGGUCCCAACUCCUUCGAGCUAGUCAACCUCCUCGGUCGUGGAUCAUUCGGAGAAGUUUUCCAGGUCAAGCAUAAGCGCACCGGAAAGGCCUAUGCCAUGAAGGUGCUGCAGAAGAGCCGCAUCAUGAGCAGCAACCUUCUUCGAUAUGCUGUGACAGAGAGGAACAUUCUCGCCUAUAUUCGCCAUCCGUACAUCGUUUCACUUCAUUAUGCUUUCCAAACUCCUAGCCACCUUGUGCUAGUGCUCCAGUACUGUCCCCGAGGGAACCUGCAGCACCUGAUCACUCGGGAGAAGCGGUUAUGCGAAGGUUUGUCAAGGGUCUACACAGCUGAAAUCCUUCUCGCCUUGAUCCACUUGCAUGAGAGGCAUACCGUUUUCCGCGACCUCAAGCCGGACAACGUUGUCAUCGAUGAGGCGCACCAUGCGCUACUCACGGACUUCGGGCUCUCGAAGGAGGGUGUCGGCCAGCGGGGCACAAAGUCGUUUUGUGGCUCGGUCGCCUUUCUGGCUCCAGAGAUUCUCCUGCGGAAAGGCCACAACCAUACAGUCGACAUCUACAAUCUGGGCGUGUUGUUGUACGAUAUGUUGACCGGCCUGCCGCCGUUUUAUCACCACGACAGGGAGACCCUCUUUACAAACAUCAAGCAUGCUCAUCUAGAGGUGCCGCUGUAUGUGUCGCGCAUAGGACGCUCCUUCAUUGAGGCAACCAUGGAACGAGAACCGGCCAAGCGAAUCGGUGCGCACCACACCAGUGACGUGAAGGGUCAUGUGUUCUUUGCUGAUGUCGACUUCGCCCAGCUUUUGCGCCGGGAGGUGUUGCCCCCAGAGGCGCAUCCAUUGGAUGAGCCAGCCGCCUGGAACAGGAAUGGCCCGUUGGGUUUGGCCGGACGAGCUCCAGAAAGUCCCUUCGCAAGGGCAGAACGAGGUUGGCGUGGAAGGUAUGCACGCGGGCAGAACGGUAGUACCGAGCGUGGGGUGAGCGGCUGGGACUACUCUUUUGUGCCGCCGACGCGCUCCUCGGGUUCCGGGCAGCUGUCUCUCAGCGCGAGGUGUUAUGCCGCGACGACCAUCCUCACAGUCCUCGCAGUCGCAAGAUACGUAAGGUUCUGGACGUUUCGAGUCUUGGACUCCUUUGCCGUGGCACCCGUCCAGGCAAUCUCAAACGUCUGGCCAGUGGAGAAAAGCACAGUGGUGUUGACCGCAGCUGCGUGGGCUCGUGACAACAAGCUAGGUAUGGAGUUUGACAGAGGGCUUUUCGGUUUUGCUGCGCCAAUGCGUAUCGCCUUUGGGCGCACAGCCCUCAGCAUGUUCCGGAUGAUUUGUUCGAUUAGGUCGGCGUCCAUCAGUGUGAAAUACGGUCAGAUGGUGAUGAUCUGCAAGUUGUGCAGACAGCCCAAUUUCCACCGAGUGGCCGCUAGGCUGUUGGCCGACCUACUCUCGAGAAGCGGAUUCGAUGCCAUCGUGGAAAUGGCAGAGGAAGCGGACGCCAUAUCCGAAUGGCUGCCGCAGCGGUUCAGAACCGAAAUGAGGAUUUCGGUCUCUGAUCUGCCAGCCGUGGAGCUACUCAAACUGGUGAGGUCUGCGACCGGCGUUCCCAACCUGGACGUUGACGUCGACAUCAUGGAUGUCAUCGAGAACGGGUGCGAAGAUGUGCGGCAUGCGCAGAGGCUCUUUGCAGAGGUUGGUCUUGGUGGCAGAAAGGUGUGGAUCCUGAUGGAAAGUAUGGCAGAUGCCGAGGAGGAUCUGUACGGCCGUCACCAUGAGCUGUUGCUAAAAGUUUCAGCUGGUGCACUGGAUCGCAGAGUUGAACGGUUGCAGCAGCUGAUGAAUGGCUGGACCCAGAGCCAGAUUCAGGAAGGCCUUAGCCUCCACCUCACCACUGCAGCAGAAGCCCUGGCGUGGUGCCAAAACCGGCUUGACAAUAUCCACGAGGAAUAUCCUCCGCGGUCGGGCACACCUGGAAUUAGCCACGGAGACUGGGAACUCCAGUUGCGGGACACGGCUUUCAGCCCGAAGAGUAAAAGCUGGCGCCGAAAGAAAAAGCCAGGUCUGCAAUUCUUCCCUCUGCGACCUUCCGCUCAUCGUUUUUUUACCCCCUCCAAAGACGAGGGCAAGCACUUCUGGCAACGCCCGGAGAUGCCACCAACUCCAAGGCUGGACUUGGUUGUUCGAAGACAAGACGUUCGGGCUUGCGAUGUUGGUUCGCGCGUGCUUGAAGCGAAGAGCCAGGAACGCGAGACAGUGUCCCGGUGCCGCUGGGCCGAGUACCAGGCGGAGAGACGACGUGUGACGCCGGUGUCAAAACAGCCACACUUCACAAGGCAGGAUUGA
Molecule: messenger RNA, 3714 nt
Organism: Symbiodinium necroappetens
Lineage: Eukaryota; Dinophyceae; Suessiales; Symbiodiniaceae
Source: the annotation of a GenBank genome assembly